AUGGCUGCUUGGCUUGGUUUCUUGGGUUACCAUUGCCAUGCAGCGGUUGUUUCUCUUUCUCUAGUCAUAGCCUUAGUUCAUGGAGAUAUUGAAGGGAAGAAAAAUCAAGUGAAAAACUGUGAUUUUUUUCAAGGAAGUUGGGUUUUUGAUCACUCUUUAAACCCUCUCUAUGAUUCUCCGAGUUGUCCAUUCAUCGGAGGCGGCUUUGAUUGCCAGAAAAAUGGCAGACCUGAUAAGAAUUACCUCAAGUAUAGAUGGCAACCUAAUGGCUGUGACCUCCCCAGGUUCAAUGGUAUUGAUUUCUUGGAGAAAUAUAGAAACAAGAAGAUAUUGUUUGUGGGGGAUUCUCUAAGUAACAACAUGUGGAGAUCACUGAUUUGCAUGCUACAUUCUGCAGUCCCAAACUCUAACUCCAUCUUUGGCUCACAAGGGCUGCUCUCAACAUUUUCAUUGCCGGAUUAUGGGGUUUCAGUUAACUGGCUGAAAAAUGGGUUCCUGAUUGAUAUGGUCUAUGAAAAAAUUGGUAGAGUUUUGAAGCUUGAUUCUAUCAGUACUGGAAAUCAGUGGCUUGGAGCUGAUGUCUUGAUCUUCAAUAGCUAUCACUGGUGGACUCACUCUGGACGUUUGCAAACAUGGGACUACUUUCAAUAUGGAAACAAGACAGUGAAAGACAUGGAUCACAUGGAAGCCUACAAGAUUGCCAUGACAACUUGGGCUAAUUGGGUUGAUAAGAAUAUUGAUCCUUCAAAGACUAGAGUCUUCUUCCAAGGAGUUGCAGCAGUUCAUAUGAAUGCCAAGGAAUGGAAUGAUCCAAACCAUAGAGAUUGCAGUGAACAAACAGAACCAGUGAAGGGAUCAACAUAUCCAGGCCCUGGUGUGCCAGGGGAAGCUAUUCUAAAGAGCGUAUUGAGUAAAAUGACUAAACCUACCUAUCUACUUGACAUUACUUUGCUAACACAACUAAGAAAAGAUGGCCACCCUUCCAUCUAUGCUGGCGGAAGCCCUAAGUUAAUUGAUUGCAGCCACUGGUGUCUUGCUGGUGUGCCUGAUACUUGGAAUCAACUAUUAUAUGCAGCUUUGCUUCAGUAGUAUUUCUUUUUCCCAUCUUUUUUUGGAGGAAUAUUUAUCAACUAGUAACAGCCACAUUGGUUGUUUGUAAUGAAAUAAAUUUUAGUAGAUAUAAAAGGAAAAUCUUACUCAUUACUGCCAUUG
Molecule: messenger RNA, 1212 nt
Organism: Durio zibethinus
Lineage: Eukaryota; Viridiplantae; Streptophyta; Magnoliopsida; Malvales; Malvaceae
Product: protein trichome birefringence-like 42
Cellular component (GO): Golgi apparatus
Molecular function (GO): O-acetyltransferase activity
Source: RefSeq, a predicted model, not a curated record